CUCAAAGAUUUGCCAUUCACAAUAUUACAAGACAUACAAACAGCCAUGGGUAGCAAUGACUCCACUCGUAUCCAGACAGCAUGCGCCGUCCUCAACAGCUAUAGCGCCCUCACCGUUGAAGCUCUCCUGAAACCACUUGCGGACGACUUCAUACAUCAAGUCUUUCCUUCAUCCUUGGAAUUUCCACCACGAGACAGAGAAUCCUUUGCUGCUCAUGCGAGCGGAGUCACGUCGAUCUUCAGCAGUUUUGCAAUGGUUCCACACAACAUGUUCGAAGAUGCCUCCAAAAACACUGUGAUUGUUCAAGCGAAGAUGGUUGGGGAAUUGCAUGGGAUGGGGAAGUGGGAAAAUGAGUGUGUGAUCUUCAUGAAGAUGUUGGAGGAUGGGACGAAAGUUGUGGAGACCACGGAGUUUGUGGAUAGUUUGAGGUCUAAGCAGCUUCAGGAGAAGUUGAUGGCGGGAUCGAAGGGAAAUGUAUUGAAGAACGAUGUCUAGCCAAGGCAUAGGAAAGCUAUUGGAGCAAGAAAUUUAUCAGUGAAGGAAAUAAUAAAGAUCACCCGUAUGCG
Molecule: messenger RNA, 566 nt
Organism: Mollisia scopiformis
Lineage: Eukaryota; Fungi; Ascomycota; Leotiomycetes; Helotiales; Mollisiaceae
Exons: 1
Coding region: 46-495 (149 amino acids)
Source: RefSeq, a predicted model, not a curated record